AUGUCUCUGAGCCUAUUUUGUGUUUAUGAUUGGCAAAAACAAAUCCCUCCAGCAGAGAACAGCGGAGGCUGCGGACCGCGAGCGCGGAGACUCACUCCCUACCUCCUUUCCACUUCCUUCGCCCGGAGCCUGCUUUUCCGCCUCUGCCCAUCAGUUGGCGCCCUUCGCCGUCCUUUUCAUCCCAAGUUAGCUUUGGGGGUUGCCUUCGCUCCGCAGCUCGCAGGUCACAUGGAGCUGCGCGGCGCGGGAGGAGGCGAGGCGAGGCUCCGGCGCGCCCCCAAACCGCUUCUGGGUUCGGCAAUGGCUCCUGCGUGGACUGCAGCACCAGCCGGUCUAGGCAGCGCCAGAGGCGGCCCUCCGCGUGCGCAGAGGAUGGAGCUGACCGCCCCCACCGGACCUGUCACCAUGGCCCACAAAUUCCCAGCCCUCACCGCAGACCAGAAGAAGGAGCUCUCAGAAAUCGCCCAGCGCAUCGUUGCCAAUGGGAAGGGGAUCCUGGCUGCCGAUGAGUCUGUAGGCACCAUGGGAAACCGCCUGCAGAGGAUCAACGUGGAGAACACAGAAGAGAACCGCCGGCAGUUCCGUGAAAUCCUCUUCACCGUGGACAACUCUGUCAGCCAGAGCAUCGGGGGCGUGAUCCUGUUCCAUGAGACCCUCUACCAGAAGGACAGCCAGGGCAAGCUGUUCAGAAACAUCCUUAAGGAAAAGGGCAUCGUGGUGGGGAUCAAGGUGAUUCUUGCAGGAACAAACAAGGAAACCACCAUUCAAGGGCUCGAUGGCCUUUCUCAGCGCUGUGCUCAGUAUAAGAAAGACGGUGUUGACUUUGGGAAGUGGCGUGCUGUGCUGAGGAUUGACAACCAGUGUCCAUCCGCCCUUGCUAUCCAGGAAAAUGCCAACGCCCUGGCUCGCUACGCCAGCAUCUGCCAGCAGAACGGGCUGGUACCUAUUGUGGAACCAGAGGUAAUUCCUGAUGGAGACCAUGACAUGGAACACUGCCAAUAUGUUACUGAGAAGGUCCUGGCUGCUGUCUACAAGGCCCUGAACGACCAUCAUGUGUACCUGGAGGGCACCCUGCUGAAGCCCAACAUGGUGACCGCUGGGCAUGCCUGCACCAAGAAGUAUACUCCAGAGCAAGUGGCCAUGGCCACUGUCACCGCUCUCCACCGUACCGUUCCUGCUGCUGUGCCUGGCAUCUGCUUUUUGUCUGGUGGCAUGAGUGAAGAGGAUGCUACCCUCAACCUCAAUGCUAUCAACCUUUGCCCUCUCCCCAAGCCCUGGAAACUAAGUUUCUCUUAUGGACGGGCCCUGCAGGCCAGUGCACUGGCUGCUUGGGGUGGCAAGGCUGCAAACAAGAAGGCGACACAGGAGGCUUUUAUGAAGCGGGCUGUGGCUAACUGCCAGGCAGCCAAGGGCAAGUAUACUUCCACGGGCUCUUCUGGUGCUGCGUCCACCCAGUCGCUCUUCACAGCCAACUAUACCUACUAGAAACAGAAAGGUCGGCUGGCUCCAGCUCUUUGAGGUGUCUUGGGAAGAGGGCUGAAAGGGAACAACCACCUUUUGACUGACCCUGGAAAUCAGACCAAAUUAGAUUGAAGUACUGGAAACACAAUACAUGUUAAAUUCUUAGACACAAGGGAAAAAACAAUCAGUUAUUGAAACUUAAGUCCAAAUAUCAAGGAUUGGAUGAAAUUUCACACUGCGGUUUCCUUGCCACACUUCCAGCUGCCCAUGACCCAGAGUCUCCACCUAAGAAAAGAAUAGACUUUAAAACGAAAUCUGCUCUCCAUCCAAAUAACGACGACUGAGUGAAAUGUCUCAGAAGCUGAGGGCAGAGAAGUGCAUCUUAUGAAAUGAUCUUAGGCGUGGUAGGUUAUGAAAGGGACAGCUGUGACCAAAAGGAAAUAAAAUAAGCUAUAAACCUUCA
Myotis lucifugus (little brown bat) is the source of this 1924-nucleotide messenger RNA. It is a transcript of the gene ALDOB, whose product is annotated as aldolase, fructose-bisphosphate B. The record is from RefSeq and is a predicted model, not a curated record. The coding region runs from base 1 to 1485 and encodes 494 amino acids. Gene Ontology annotation, cellular component: cytosol. Lineage: Eukaryota; Metazoa; Chordata; Mammalia; Chiroptera; Vespertilionidae. Gene Ontology annotation, biological process: fructose 1,6-bisphosphate metabolic process; glycolytic process. Gene Ontology annotation, molecular function: fructose-1-phosphate aldolase activity; fructose-bisphosphate aldolase activity. The transcript has 9 exons.